Hyaloscypha bicolor E is the source of this 1145-nucleotide messenger RNA. RefSeq lists its product as uncharacterized. The transcript has a single exon. The record is from RefSeq and is a predicted model, not a curated record. The coding region runs from base 33 to 1046 and encodes 337 amino acids. NCBI's taxonomy places the organism in Eukaryota, Fungi, Ascomycota, Leotiomycetes, Helotiales, Hyaloscyphaceae.
CUCCAUCUGGUGCAUCAUCCCAUCGAUUGAAAAUGUCAGACUCAGACUAUGCAACUCAAACAACCACAGAGUCACCGGCGGCGGCACUGAGGAACAUCGGCCUAUCCUCCCGAGACCUCAUGGCAGCAAUCAACAGGCUGGGCUCAAGCCUGGAGAUUCCCAACCUAGCCCCGUGGGACCCGUUUACCACCUCAGAAUCAAAUCAAGAGGGAGCUUCCGAAGAAAUUGUUCAAGAUAACUUCACCUGUUUUGGGCAGCUGCCUUCUGAGCUCCGUAUCAAGAUCUGGAGUUAUGUGUGCUACCAACCUCGCAAUGUUGACAUCUUCACGGACAAUCUAGGAGUGAUCCGUGUAACUGAAGACGUACAUUUUGAUGCCUACAAAUUCUACUCGCAUUUCUGCUCUCACCCUGCUGUUCUCCACAUUUGUAGGGAAGCCAGGGAAGAGGGGUUGAAGCAUUAUCAACUUGAAUUUGGAACCUCUCAUCACUUCUCAAUCGUCAAUAUCUCGACACCUCCCCGGAUCUACGUCAAUUUCGCCUGCGAUAGGCUUUGUCUCUUGAAGCCCGACUCCUUUGGCUCAGAUCUCGAGGAUCGAUUUCUGUGGUUCGUUCACAUUUGCAGGGAGCGUGGUGCGCGCUCACUCGCCAUAAAUGUUGCCCAAGAUCAACACUGGCCUUUUGUCGACGUAGCCACGUCAUGGAAUGCGUUAGAGGAGCUCAUUUUGUUCGGAUCCGUGCAGAACUUCGAGUACUUGCACAACGCCGGCAUCCCCAUAGACUUUGUGGCGCCUCAUGGGACCGGGGCUCAUAACAAAGACGAGUACCUUGAAGACGCCGCAGUGAGGCAGUUGGAAAUUGCGCGGCGGGACUUCCUUGCGCUAUUCGAGAUGCAUAAUGAUGGUUUGAAAUUCGAUAUGUCGGUUGAUAAUAGAAAUACUUCGAUGAAGGAAAAGGGAAAGCCCUUGUGGAAAGCUCCUGUGGUUGAGAUUUGCCAUCUCGUUGUUGGUGGGCAGAAGGACUCAAAUGGCUGGGCCUGGGGAAGAUGAGACUUACCGAUGGGAAGAGCGAUUUAGUGAAAUCUGCUCGAGCGAUGACGUGGAGAUAGUUAUGGGAUUGAAUUUCAAAUUCCUAUAAUGUGGUUCAGU